CACAAAGACACAUUCUUGCACACGGGCGCGCGCGCGCGCACCCACACGCACACCCACACCCACACGCAGCCAGAGACAAACUUAAGGUGAGCAGCAGGCGCGCGGGCUUCACUCCGUCCCCAGCCUCCCGCUGCAGAGGACCAGGGGAUCUGAGCCUCGGGCUUCCAGGACCAGUGAAGAAGACCUCCGGGCUGUGAAGAUGCGGAGCCUGCUUCUUCUGGUGCUGAUUUCCAUCUGCUGGGCUGACCACCACUUGGACAGCUACACUCCGACUCAGGACAGAGUCAUUCACAUCCAAGCAGAAAAUGGCCCCCGUCUACUUGUGCAAGCGGAACAAGCCAAGGUCUUCUCCCACCGGGGUGGCAAUGUCACACUGCCCUGUAAAUUUUACCGAAACCCUGCAGCAUUUGCCUCAGGACUCCAUAAGAUCCGAAUCAAGUGGACCAAACUAACUUCAGAUUACCUCAAAGAAGUGGAUGUCUUUGUGUCCAUGGGCUACCACAAGAAAACCUACGGGGGCUACCAGGGGAGAGUGUUCCUGAAGGGAGGCGGUGACAAUGACGCUUCUCUGGUCAUCACAGACCUCACCCUGGAGGAUUAUGGGAGAUACAAGUGUGAGGUAAUUGAAGGCUUAGAAGACGACACAGCUGUGGUGGCAUUAGAUUUGCAAGGCGUGGUCUUCCCUUACUUCCCAAGACUGGGGCGCUACAACCUGAACUUCCUGGAGGCGCGCCAGGCCUGCCUGGACCAGGACGCGAUGAUUGCCUCCUUUGACCAGCUCUACGAGGCCUGGCGCAGCGGGCUGGACUGGUGCAACGCAGGCUGGCUUAGCGACGGCUCCGUGCAGUACCCCAUCACCCGGCCCCGGGAGCCCUGCGGCGGCCAGAACACGGUGCCUGGAGUCCGCAACUAUGGCUUCUGGGACAAGGAGAAGAGCAGAUAUGACGUGUUCUGCUUCACCUCCAAUUUCAAUGGCCGGUUUUACUAUCUGAUCCACCCCACGAAGCUCACCUACGACGAGGCGGUGCAAGCCUGUCUCAACGAUGGUGCCCAGAUCGCCAAGGUGGGCCACAUCUUCGCAGCCUGGAAGCUGCUGGGCUACGACCGCUGCGACGCGGGCUGGCUGGCCGACGGCAGCGUGCGCUACCCGAUCUCCCGGCCCCGACGGCGCUGCAGCCCCAGCGAGGCGGCCGUGCGCUUCGUGGGCUUUCCUGAUAAAAAGCACAAGCUGUACGGCGUCUACUGCUUUCGAGCAUACAACUGAGGGGAAGCCGGGCGUCGCGCCCAGGUCACUGGGAACAUGUGAAAGGUGUUCGGUUUGGUUUGGUUUUUCAAUACGAACUCACUGCAAGUUACCAAAACUGUGAUAACCCUUUUUUACUGUAAAGAGUCAUUUUCAUACAGGCCAACUCAUUAAUUUGUUCUUUGUAAAGCUAUCCUUCAAUAUAUAUUGCAAAUUAAUAUAAUUUUAAGGGGAGCUCACGUGACCAGGAGGCUUUUGAGCCGAGCUGUGCGCGCGCUGCCUCCCUGUCCCCUUGCGUGACCCGGUCGCUGCAGCUCCAGGCUCGCUCGGGGGCCACGAAGGCAGGCAGAGAGGCUGCUCCCCAGAGCACCAGCCCCCACAAGCACAAACUUCACGUUUCUACAAUCCUGAGACAGACUCUGAUGAAAAGAUUAGAGCAACAGAUUUGCAGUACAGGCUUCUGCACACAAACAUAUUCCGAGGGGUGGCCCAAAGCUCACAUUUCGUGAGAAAGCAGGCCACGCUUCUAAAGGUUACUAUUUCAAGCUUCCAACAGACGGUCUUUGACUUCCUCCAACCACCCCACCCCUUUGUUUCCAAGCGACAACAAAACUUUCGUAUGGGCUCAAAGACAUAGUAAUAAGCACAGGGAAUCCUUCUAAUAAUCUCAUUUACAUGCACUCUAAAUAUGCAGCUAGCAUUCAACCGGUGAGAGACUUCUACCUUCUUUAAUGAAAAUUACACAUGUCUGAGAGAAAUAGCUUUAUCUUUUGCAUAGCAUAACUGAGUUGUAUUUAAAUUUGAAGCACCCUUGCUAGGUAGCGUUUAGGAUCCACUCAGGGUAGUUCUAUAGAUAAACUGCUGGACAGAAAAAUUGUAAAUUUAGCAGCUCGAUUUUACAUUAGUCAAUGAAGUGUUAUUGUCCUAUAAAAAUAACUUUAAACUAUUUAAUAUUUCUUUUCUAUUUACCUUACAUGAAAAGAUUAAAUCAUAGACAGAAUGAGUAACCAUAUAUUUGCCUAACCAAGGAAUAAAGACCCAACUUUCAAAAUUUGUAUUUCUAUUUUUACGCACACUAAAAAGUUCAAAUGGUGCCUGUUUUGGGGGACAAAGCAAAUAACGUAGUCCUAAGCCGUCCUGGAACUAACAGACAUGGUCAAUGCCAUCGACCUUGCUGGCCAUCAUUCGGCAUAUGCGAAAUGCUGAAGCUGUCAUCAAAAAGUUUACACGAAAAUCUUCAGGGCUUUAAACAAAAUCUAAGUCCAGUUUCAAAAAAACAGCUUCUCAUGUAGCAGCUCCCAUCUUCAACAAAGCUCUGUUUUCCUAUAUUUCUAUGACCGCUGAGACCCCAUAGGGACCAAUAUUUGUAUUCACGUCACAGUUCACGAUUUCUCAAUGUCUCACAACAAUUUCUAAUCAACGGGAUUUAGUAAAAUAAUCUAAGGGUGGCAUAGCUGGAAUGCUUUCAUGAACGUUUUUAAUGUAGAUUUUUCUCCCAUGAACAUGAGCAAAUAAAUCUGUUUCUUGAACUGAUUGUGGUUGCAUUUAAAGCUCUGUAAUAAUCCUAGUAAGUUCAUAAAUGUAGAAUUAUAUAUGUGGAAAGUAUAGAGCAACUGGGAGUCCAUGAAGCUGUAGCUAUAUCCACAUAUUAUCUAGCUGAAACACUGUAAAUAAAAGUAGAUUAUUGGAUCAAAAGCAUAUCUGGAAAUUUUCAGAGCCUUUAAUAUUAAAAGAUGACAAUGUAUGCAUGCAUGUUUUUAAGUUAGACCAGAUAUGUGAAUUACGUGAAACUAUAGAUCCAAAGAGAUUGUGAGAUUUAAUUCAAAUACUGCUGGUAUAAAUAGAACCCACACUUCUAAAUUAAUGAUACCUGAAUGGGCUAGAGUAAGAGGAACACAUUAUUUAAAGAGGGGACUGUCUCCAAAAUUGCAGCUCCAGCAUUUCAAAUUAGAGUGGGAGUUAGCUCACUGGAGUAAGCCCAUACCUGAACAAUUAUUGCCUAUCUCAUAAGAAUUUUAUUAGAAAUGAAAAUGAGAAAAAUUUUCUAUUGAAGCAAGUAUGUAACUUUCAGUUAUUGUCACAGAACUCUGCCUUUAUAGUGUUAACUGUAGUAUGAUUUCUUAAUUUUUGAAUACUUACUAGUACAGGAUUUGGUGCUGAUCAAAAUCUCUGGAGCGACUGUUAGCUGAUCAACCUCUGUACCAAUUGCACACCAUCUUCCAUGCUUGAAAUAAAUCUUAACAGAAUGAAUAUUGCUGAACGUAACUGUUAGCUUCUGGUCCUACCUACAGGAUCAGAACCCAUAUACUCUUUGGACUCCUAGCUGAAGAAAGAGUCUUUUUACUGUUCUGAUUUUGCUGUUUUCCCAACAAAUGUCUGCUUGCCUACUUCAUUGCCCAAAAUAUCUCAUGGAGAAUGUCUGAAAAAGAGAAGUUCUCCUGGUCAAAAUCAUAACAGAAAGUUGGUAUAACAGCAGCUAAUUCAGAAAUUGGCUUUUGGACUUUGAUUCCAGGAAUAUCAAAAGAAUGAAAUGGAAGGCUGGUUACAAAAUCUUGUUUUCACCAUUUUGUCUAUAAUUAACUCUUGUGACCAACAUACAGACGAAAGCAUAUCUACGAAUUUCACUAAGACAGCUACAUUUUAAAAUCUAAACAAAAAGAAGCAAUUCAUAUAAAAACAGUCAGAAAUGAAAAAUUGUCACAUUAACACUGGAAGCCAUCUUUGAAUGACUGCUGCCGUAUUUUAUCACAGUAUUUUUUAGCCAAAUAUGGUAUUUGUAAAUUUAAACUUUCUUUCAUAGAAAGGGGGCCGGUACCUGUUAAAAGUGUUAUUUUAUGCAAUAAUAUAGUCGCUUGUUAUUUUGGCAAUAGAAGUAGACUCAGAGGAGAUUCCAGUUUGGUUGCUGGCAGCCAGGUUGGUUUCUUGAUUUCAGGACUCCUAGGAGCAUGGUGGUCCCAUGGAGUAGUUGCCACUAUGGAGUGUAGGAUUAACAGGGAAUCAUCUGUUCAGUGAGAACCCAUCAAGAAAGGCCAAUGAUGAACAAUGUUAAGGGUGUCACAGCUCACUACGCCCAAAGCAGUAAUGAUGUACAAGAGAAGGAACGAAUCAGAUGAUCUUAAGCUACCAGAUGAAAACAAAAAUCUCUAUAUAAAGGCAAUACCUAAGUACCAAUUUGAGAAGAACCAAUCUGUGUUACAAAAAA
Messenger RNA from Octodon degus (degu), 4445 nucleotides. It is a transcript of the gene Hapln1, whose product is annotated as hyaluronan and proteoglycan link protein 1. Gene Ontology annotation, molecular function: hyaluronic acid binding. Gene Ontology annotation, biological process: cell adhesion. The transcript is spliced from 5 exons. NCBI's taxonomy places the organism in Eukaryota, Metazoa, Chordata, Mammalia, Rodentia, Octodontidae. The record is from RefSeq and is a predicted model, not a curated record. The coding region runs from base 200 to 1264 and encodes 354 amino acids.